AUGAUUUUCUUCCAAACCAGAUGUUUGCCAGAGAGCCACACAGUUACAAAUAUAGCAAAGGUCCUUAGAGAAGCAGUGGAUGAGUGGAGCCUUUAUCCUAACCCUCCGCUUGUUUCUGACAAUGCUUCAAAUAUGUUUGUGGCUGCGAAACAGUUUGAAACUGAACUGCAUUUGGGUAGCUUUGCCCAUACUCUGAAUUUAGCAUGUGGAAAGGCUUUGAAACUUCCUACAGCUUCAAGGCUUCUGGCCAGGAUGAGACGAGUUGUAUCUUAUUUCCACCGCAUCACUACUGCAGCUACAAUUCUCAAAGACAAACAGACACUUCUGCAACUGCCAGACAAUAAACUUACUAUUGAUGUUUCCACUAGGUGGAACUCAGCCCUUGAUAUGAUAAGCAGGUUUUUGGAACAACAACCAGCUAUAUAUGCAGCUCUUACAAGCAGAGAGCUUCGGGGGAAGGAAAAAGAUGUUACUACGUUGUCAGAAUCUGAAAUAACAGCUGCAGAGGAGCUGGUUGUUGUCCUUAGUCCACUUAAGACAGCUACCACUGCACUUUGUAAGGAAAGUGUUCCUACAGUAUCUCUGAUAAUACCUCUGCAGUAUCAGUUGGUAACAAAUAUUCUGCAGGAGAAGGAUAAUGACACUGAGUUGAUCAAGGCUGUUAAGAAAGCCAUAGUAGAGGAUUUAUCAGCACGGUAUCAAAACCAAGACACUAGAAAGGAACUGGUAUUGUCCUUACUGCUUGACCCACGGUUUAAAUUAGCACCAUUUUUGACAGAGCAGGAAAAGAUGGAAGCAUACUAUGACUUAACAGUUAAUAGAGCGAUUUCUGUUUUGCAGGCUCAGUCCGAUAAAGUUAAGGUGAAAACUCAGAAAGAAGAGCCUACUUAUUCGCCUACAGAUUAUACGUCUAAUCCAUCUACAGUUCCGCCCCUACCAUUGUUACCAAAGUGA
Molecule: messenger RNA, 954 nt
Organism: Mercenaria mercenaria
Lineage: Eukaryota; Metazoa; Mollusca; Bivalvia; Venerida; Veneridae
Exons: 1
Coding region: 1-954 (317 amino acids)
Source: RefSeq, a predicted model, not a curated record